Oncorhynchus mykiss (rainbow trout) is the source of this 1050-nucleotide messenger RNA. It is a transcript of the gene hacd4, whose product is annotated as 3-hydroxyacyl-CoA dehydratase 4. Gene Ontology annotation, molecular function: 3-hydroxyacyl-CoA dehydratase activity. Gene Ontology annotation, cellular component: endoplasmic reticulum membrane. NCBI's taxonomy places the organism in Eukaryota, Metazoa, Chordata, Actinopteri, Salmoniformes, Salmonidae. Gene Ontology annotation, biological process: sphingolipid biosynthetic process; very long-chain fatty acid biosynthetic process; fatty acid elongation. The record is from RefSeq and is a predicted model, not a curated record.
GGAAAAAGCACCAAACAUCACUGAAUAUCCGACCAACCUCCUUGACGUCAGAUAGUUGCCCUUGUAUGAGAGAGAUGUCGACUUCCUCGAAUUUGGGAUUUCCAAAAGCACAGGAAACAACUUUAGUACAUCAUUUACUUAUUCGUCCGUCGUUUCCAGGUGAAAUGAGUGUGUAUUCUUUUCUUUUCUAGGCUCAGCAUUCGACUUGCUUACCUUUUCCUGUAUAACCUGCUUCAGUUCUGUGGGCACACAUGGAUAUUUGCAAACAUGACAGCCAGGUUUCUCACAUUUGGUGGAGACGCGCUUGCUGACACCUUCUAUGCUGUGGGGGUUGUGAUGAGUCUAUGCCAGCUGUUGUCCGUGCUGGAGCUCUUCCACAUCGCUGAUGGGAUCGAGAAGGCACGCCUUCUGCCACGGUUUGUUCAAGUUAUGACCAGAAACUUCCUACUGUUUAUGGUGAUAGUCAGUCAAGAGGAGAUGCAGAGUAAACCAGUUGUGUGUGCACAGUUUUACCUGUGGAAUAUUCUAGAUCUGUUAAGGUACCCCCAUGUUCUCCUGUGUUUGAUGGGCACGGAUUCCUUUGGCAUGCUGUGGGCUCGAUACACCCUAUCCAUCCCCAUCUACAUAGUCUCAGUCAUCACAGAAGGCAUUACCAUUCACCAAUCACUGCCUUACUUUGAGUCAUUGGGAACAUACUCAUUCCAGCUCAGCCUGCCGGUGUCUGCAGGCAUUUACUUCCCUAUCCUCCUGAAGGCAUACUUACCGUUACUGGCUGUUGGGGCUUGUGUAACAGUGUGGCAUUCGCUGAGGGCGAGAGAACUGCGUCUUGAGAAGUGGAAUAAGAAGAUUAAAAGGAAAUGAGGUGGAUUUCUUAUUGCAGGAUAUAUCACUUCGGGAGUUACUUAAGAAGACAUGAAGACAUUAUGACCCAACAGCAAAUGAGAACAUCUUCCUAAGAAGCCUUCUUUGCACAACAUCGCUUUGAUGAGGUCACACUUUCGGGAAUAGUUGGAUAAGCAAAAUGUUUAUAAACGUGUUGAGUUGAGAAAC